Molecule: messenger RNA, 1216 nt
Organism: Phytophthora infestans T30-4
Lineage: Eukaryota; Oomycota; Peronosporomycetes; Peronosporales; Peronosporaceae
Product: omega-3 fatty acid desaturase, endoplasmic reticulum, putative
Exons: 1
Coding region: 72-1157 (361 amino acids)
Biological process (GO): lipid metabolic process
Molecular function (GO): oxidoreductase activity
Source: RefSeq, a predicted model, not a curated record
GUGGUUUCGCAGCCACUCAAGCACAUUCCAGCAAGUGCGGUGUACGGGAGACGUUUGAGACUUGAAGCGCCAUGGCGACGAAGGAGGCGUAUGUGUUCCCCACUCUGACGGAGAUCAAGCGGUCGCUACCUAAAGACUGUUUCGAGGCUUCGGUGCCUCUGUCGCUCUACUACACCGUGCGUUGUCUGGUGAUCGCGGUGGCUCUAACCUUCGGUCUCAACUACGCUCGCGCUCUGCCCGAGGUCGAGAGCUUCUGGGCUCUGGACGCCGCACUCUGCACGGGCUACAUCUUGCUGCAGGGCAUCGUGUUCUGGGGCUUCUUCACGGUGGGCCACGAUGCCGGCCACGGCGCCUUCUCGCGCUACCACCUGCUAAACUUCGUGGUGGGCACUUUCAUGCACUCGCUCAUCCUCACGCCCUUCGAGUCGUGGAAGCUCACGCACCGUCACCACCACAAGAACACGGGCAACAUUGACCGUGACGAGGUCUUCUACCCGCAACGCAAGGCCGACGACCACCCGCUGUCUCGCAACCUGAUUCUGGCGCUCGGGGCAGCGUGGCUCGCCUAUUUGGUCGAGGGCUUCCCUCCUCGUAAGGUCAACCACUUCAACCCGUUCGAGCCUCUGUUCGUGCGUCAGGUGUCAGCUGUGGUAAUCUCUCUUCUCGCCCACUUCUUCGUGGCCGGACUCUCCAUCUAUCUGAGCCUCCAGCUGGGCCUUAAGACGAUGGCAAUCUACUACUAUGGACCUGUUUUUGUGUUCGGCAGCAUGCUGGUCAUUACCACCUUCCUACACCACAAUGAUGAGGAGACCCCAUGGUACGCCGACUCGGAGUGGACGUACGUCAAGGGCAACCUCUCGUCCGUGGACCGAUCGUACGGCGCGCUCAUUGACAACCUGAGCCACAACAUCGGCACGCACCAGAUCCACCACCUUUUCCCUAUCAUUCCGCACUACAAACUCAAGAAAGCCACUGCGGCCUUCCACCAGGCUUUCCCUGAGCUCGUGCGCAAGAGCGACGAGCCAAUUAUCAAGGCUUUCUUCCGGGUUGGACGUCUCUACGCAAACUACGGCGUUGUGGACCAGGAGGCGAAGCUCUUCACGCUAAAGGAAGCCAAGGCGGCGACCGAGGCGGCGGCCAAGACCAAGUCCACGUAAGCAGUAUGGAGACAGACUUUGGCAGUAAUAAAACAGCGAUCUUUUCUGAGUACACAGCA